GGUCUUCUUUCCCCGGAUGUUCUUCCGCUCUUCCGCAGCGGAUGAGCGCUCCGGCGGGGCUAAGUGGGAGUCAUGGCUCGGCGGGCUUUUUAUCCGCUUUAUCAGUUAGGAAAUCCUCCAACAAGAAUUUUCCGGACAGAUUACUUCUUGACCCUGGUGAGGCCUGGGCGCCCACUUCCAGAAGAUACAGUACAGUUCCGCAUCCCCAUGGACAUGACAAGAGUAGAAUUGAAAGAGUACCUUGAAAAAAUAUAUAAUGUGCCAGUAGCUGCUGUACGAACCAGAAUACAGUUUGGCUCAAACAAACAGAGGGAUGACAAAAAUAGACGCAUCAAAAAGCCAGACUACAAGGUCGCCUAUGUACAGCUGGCUGAAGGACAGACUUUCCAGUUUCCAAACUUGUUUCCAGAGAAGGACAAAGCUCCUGAGCCUGAGUCUCCUGAAGAAAUUGCGAACAGAGUUGAAACAGAGAAACAGAAGAAAAUUAAUGAUCUUAAACGUGGAGAUGUUCCUAACUGGUUCUGGCAUUGAUAGAAGAUCUGCUGUUUUAGGUUGGGGACUUUGGAGGGAUAGGAACACUUUUCAUUCACUCUUAGACUUGCUUUUUUAAAGCCAUUGUGUUUGUAAGACCUUUACAAAUAUAUUUAAUCCCUAUUUUGUGCAGCAGUUAUUUUGGUAAAAAAUGAAGAGAUCUAGACAAAGAAGGUGGCAAGUGUGGGACAAGUUCAUCAGCUUCAACUGUGGUUCAUAUUCAUGCUUGGAGGCAAGGAAGACUUACUUGUAUCUGUUCUUCAUUAAACCAUUGGACAAUAUCUACAUGGGUAUUGUAGUGAUCAAGGCAUUAAGAGUUGGAAUUAUCUGGUUACGACUAAAAUGAGACACGCUAAAUCUUUGAACUGCUCCCUUGGAGUGUGAGAUGGAAUAUGAUUCUUCUCAUAUUAACAGAGUAUUGGUUUGGAGGUAGAAAUGGUAUAAUGUGUUCUUGGAGCCUAAAGUUCUCAAAACAUACAUAUUCCAACUGAAUCUCAUCCAGUAAAAGCCAUUGUCGGCCUAUGUUCUUUAUUUGUUGGCUCCAUCUCUAGAGAAUAUGGGUGUAUAGAAGUGGAAAAUGGUCAUUUCUAAAAGUCAGGGGAAAGUAGCCCACUCAAAAUGUUCUGAGUUGGCUGUAGCUAGACAGAACAAAACUUAAAAUGUUUUGAGCAUUCUGGCAAUGGGAAACAAUAGAAGCUUGGAACCAAUCUCAUUGUUCCCUGAUUUUCACUUCAGGGAUCACACGAGGUAGAUAAGUGCUAUGCUGAAUUUAGAUGUGGGCUGCAAGAAAACUUUGAAUCAAUUUAUUUUCUGAAAACAUUUCCAAGGAAUUUUUCUAUGCAAAUGAACAUAACUCUAUUGAUCUUACUUAGCUCAGUGUCCACAGUCUGUACAAAUAUUUGAGUUACGUGUUUUUGAUGUAAGGGAGGGAGAUCUAUGAAAUUCCCUCUUUUCAACUUUUUUAGAACAAUAACUCCAAAAACAAACCUACAACUUUGAAACUUCAAACCUGCCUAAAUUUUGUUGCCAACAUCCCUUUUUAACUAUUGACUACUAUAUGCCAUCCAAUGUACCGAAAUGUAGAUCAAGGGCAUGAGUUUUAAAAUACAUAUAUAUUGAAAAUAUUUUUUUUUAAUCCUGUAAAAGAAACAACAAUUUUUACCCAGUUCUAGUACACUCUGGCUAAUAAGCAUGAGUAUAUUUUAGCCCAUAAAAUCUUGCUUUUGGGUGGAUUUCUGUUCUUGUUUGUACUAGUUUGUUUUACCUGUUAAGCAAAACAAAAUGCUUAAAUUGUGGCAUGUUAACAGUAAUGACCGCUGCCCCAAUACUGUGUUUGUCAAUGAUCAAUAAACCAAUAAAAUAUUCUACGUUCACUCUA
Molecule: messenger RNA, 1909 nt
Organism: Thamnophis sirtalis
Lineage: Eukaryota; Metazoa; Chordata; Lepidosauria; Squamata; Natricidae
Gene: MRPL23
Product: mitochondrial ribosomal protein L23
Biological process (GO): mitochondrial translation
Cellular component (GO): mitochondrial large ribosomal subunit; ribosome
Molecular function (GO): structural constituent of ribosome
Source: RefSeq, a predicted model, not a curated record